Acinonyx jubatus (cheetah) is the source of this 7799-nucleotide messenger RNA. RefSeq names its product RAB11 family interacting protein 5 (gene RAB11FIP5). Lineage: Eukaryota; Metazoa; Chordata; Mammalia; Carnivora; Felidae. The record is from RefSeq and is a predicted model, not a curated record. The coding region runs from base 2500 to 5745 and encodes 1081 amino acids. Gene Ontology annotation, cellular component: phagocytic vesicle; recycling endosome; mitochondrion. Gene Ontology annotation, biological process: regulated exocytosis. Gene Ontology annotation, molecular function: small GTPase binding. The transcript is spliced from 6 exons.
CUGAGCCAUCAGCCCAGAGCCUGACACAGGGCUCGAACUCACGGACUGUGAGAUCAUGACCUGAGCUGAAGUCAGACGCUUAACCGACUGAGCCACCCAGGCACCUCUUUAGUGUUUAUUUUUGAGAGAGCUCAUGAGCUUGCAUGAGCGGGGGAGGGGCAGAGAGAGAGAGAGGGAGAUAGAGGAUUUGAAGACUCUUGUGCUGACAGCCCAAUGCAGGGCUUGAACUGAUGAACCGUGAGAUCAUGACCUGAGCCAAAGUUGGACGCUUAGCCAACUAAGCCACCCAGGCACCCUGAAAUGACUUUUCUAAAGGCACACAUACAUGGCAGGGUCAGGAUUUGCACCCGGGCACCCUAGCUUCAGAUUCUGUGCUCUUCAUCACCACUCUAUACUGUCCCCCUCAGUUUCCCCCCAUUUCUUUCAUGAUUUGGUUCUGCAUAGGACGGGGGUUCUGCUGCUGCCCUCCUGAAGGUUUCUCUCUCCUCCGCAGGGCCAAUCUCUGGGGCUCUGUAAGCAUGGCCUGCUUCUCUUGUGUGAGGCCUUGGCUGAUUGGGGCGUGUGUGAUCUGCAGCUCCAAAUCCAGCCAUGUCUGUCUCAGGGGCUGGAGGUGUUGUGUGGGACUUUGGGAGGGAGGAUAUCAGUGUCACCAGAGUGUCUCUCAGGAGCUUGGGGGAGCCUGGGAAGCUCUGCCUUGGCCCUGGACACCCCAGCCCUGGAGAGAUUUGCUCCCAUUGGCUUGUGCAGUAGAGCAGAGCUUGGGAGCAUCACCAGAUAUAAGACUUCCUGACCUUUCUCAAGAAUCACGUGCUUGUUUUGCUGUGACAGAACACUCUGAGCCAUCCAGUGCCUCACAGUGAUGCAGUCGUUUGCUUUUUUUUUUUUUUUUUCUUUUGUUCAAUAUUUAGGAAGCAAUUACUAGGCAACCGCUGUGCCUAGGUCAGGGCUUUGGAGAAAACAAGAGAAAGAAAUGUAUAGCCCUUUCCCUAGAAGGGCAAAAAUGUGUUUGAAACAAGACUUACUCAGGAAGGAUAAUUAACCUACAAAGCAGCAUACACACAUGUGAGAGAAGGAAGGGGUCAGGAGAAGGGUGAAUUCAGCAGGGUUGGAGUGAUCAGGGUGGCUUUCUGGGGGAGGCAGGUCCUUGAAUGAUAGCUGAGGCUGUGAUGGAGGCUGGGUGAGUUUUUGGGAGGGAGACUUCCCUUCCUGAAGGGAAAGUGAGUGUUCUGGGGCUGGGCCGGGAGAGGGGAGCUGAUCUUAGUUUCCUCCGUGCCUCUCUUAGCAAAACAGCUUGACUUUAUAUUUAUUUAUUUAUUAUUAUUUUAAUAUAGUGGUAGUAUUUAACAUUUUGUUUUAUUUUGUGUUUUUUUUAAAGUUUAUUUAUUUUGAGAGAGAGAGACCACACGUGCUCAUGUGGGUGGGGGGCAGAGAGAGAGGGUGAGAGAGAAUCCCAAGCGGGCUCCACGCUGUGCCUGCCGUGGGGCUCGUCUCACAAAUCAUGACCUGAACCGAAAUCAAUUGUCGAUGCUUAACUGACUAAGGCACCCAGGUGCCCCAUUAUUAUCAUUUCUUUGAGUAGUUUACUUGGUUCAAAUUCUGAAGGUACAGAAGGUGUGCCAUGAAAAAAUCUCCUUUGCCCUGACCUUAAAUCAUCCAGCUCCUGUCUUCAGAGGCAUGAGUAUUGCCAGUUCUUGGGUAACUUUUCAAAGUUAUUCUAUGCAUUUAAUGUUUGUCUGCACAAAUACAGCGUUCUCCACACACAGGUUUUACCUAUGCUCAGACUGACCAUCCCACACAGGAUGUUUAUUUGUCAUCUCCACCUAUGGUGCGUCUGAACUGGGACCCUGGCAGAGGGGACAGACACUGCUUAGCUUUGUCCCCUAUGACCCAACACUCCUAUGUUGGGUGAAUAUGGGGUUAGGAUCAAACUGGAGAGGGGGUGUGGUUAAGUAGAAUUUCUUCCUAGUCCCCAACCCCCAUUUGACCAAGACCGUCUGAGAGAGGUCAUCUUGCUGGUUCUCUCCUUCCUCCUGGACAGAGUCAUCACUGGGGGGUCCUGGGCCACCUUGCUCCUAGGGGCUGAUGACGGCUUAUAAAAGGCCCUUGAUAGACCGUGAACCCAAAUCUUUAUGUGUGGUUUGGCCUACUUUUCAGAGUGCUUUCCUGGCAUCAUCUCAUUUCAUUCUUCCCUGUGGGCAGACAAGGUGACCCCCAUUUUUACAGAUGUGGAGACUGCCGUCUCGGGAGGUGAAAUGACUUGUCCAAGGUCACAUGACUUGUUAGUGGCAGCCAGAUCUCUGACUUGCAAGCCCAGUGCUUUUUCCCCUACCUCGUGCUUUUGGCUGUACACACUUCCUGCUGCUGUUGGGGUGGUUAGACUCGUCUCUGGGCAUUUUUAUGGCUUUUCCUCUGCCAAGUGAGCAUAGUCGCUGGCCAGUCUGAGGCAAGCUGACAGUGACAGGCCUCUGGAGCCUGCAGCAGUAGGGGGCACUAGCUGAGAUGUUUGUGCCUAGGAGGGAAGCUGGACCUGGCUGGGCUCUGAGGUGGUACAAGCUGCACUCCAAGGCGGGCAAGAAGGAGAAGGAACGUGGAGAGAUUCAGGUCACCAUCCAGUUCACUCGCAAUAACUUGAGCGCCAGCAUGUUUGACCUGUCCAUGAAGGACAAGCCGCGGUCCCCUUUCAGCAAGAUCAAGGACAAGAUGAAGGGCAAGAAGAAGUAUGAGCUGGAAUCUGCCUCCGCCAUCCUCCCAAGCAGCGCCCUGGAGGACCCUGAGCUGGGCAGCCUGGGCAAGAUGGGCAAAGCCAAAGGCUUCUUCCUGCGCAACAAGCUACGCAAGUCCUCCCUGACGCAGUCUAACACCUCGCUGGGCUCGGACAGCACCCUGUCCUCGGCCAGCGGGAGCCUGGCCUACCAGGGCCCGGGCGCAGAGCUCCUCACACGCUCGCCCAGCCGUAGCAGCUGGCUGUCCACCGAAGGGGGCAGGGACGCUACCCAGUCCCCCAAGUUGCUCACUCACAAAAGGACCUACAGUGAUGAGGCCAGCCAGAUGCGAGCGGCUCCACCCCGAUCCCUUCUGGACCUCCAGGGCCACCUGGAAGCUGCCUCCCGCUCCUCGCUCUGUGUCAAUGGGAGCCACAUUUACAACGAGGAGCCCCAGGCCCCCCUGCGGCACCGCAGCUCCAUCUCGGGCCCCUUCCCACCCUCCAGCUCCCUGCACAGUGUGUCUUCCCGGCCUGCUGAGGAGGGGACUCGGCCCGCAGAUGACUCCGGGGGCAGAGGCAGCCGCAGCACCAGCAGCUCAGAGGUGCUGCCCGGACAGGAGGAGCUGAGCUCUCAGGCCAAAGUGUUGGCCACUGGGGCCAACCGCUCUGGAGAGGAAGAGGGGGCCCGGCUCCCAGAGGGAAAGCCAGUACAGGUUGCCACACCCAUGGUGGCCUCCUCCGAGGCUGUGGCCGAGAAGGAAGGAGCCCGGAAGGAGGAGCGGAAGCCCCGGAUGGGCCUCUUCCACCACCACCACCAGGGGCUGAGUCGGAGCGAGUUGGGGCGCCGUGGCUCUCUGGGGGAGAAGGGGGGUCCCACGCUGGGGGCCUCCCCCCACCACUCAUCCAGCGGGGAGGAAAAGGCCAAGAGUAGCUGGUUUGGCUUCAGAGAAGCCAAGGAACCGACUCAGAAACCCAGUGCCUCCAGGGCCAGCCCCACCCCCCUGGCCUCCCCUGGGAAAGCCCCGCCUGAGUGGGACGACACCUUCAACGUCUUUGCUGCCAGCAGGCUGCGUCCAGAGGCCAGGAGCAAGAUCCUGGCCCCUGCAGGAGUGGGGCUGGAGGUGACUGGGCUGCAAGACCAAGGCCGUGGGGCCAUGACAAUGAAGGCAGCUGAGCCCCGGGGGGACCCUGGGGGAGGAGGAAGAGGUGGGAGCAGCGUGUGGCUGGAGCCCAGGGUUCCUCUGGACUUGGGACUGGACCGCCAGAGCAAGAGCACAGCUGACCUGGGGCCCCUUGGGUCGAUAGGGGCCUGCCUGCCCUCUACGUCAGCCCAGCUGCACCCGAGAGCCUCAGACUCUGAAGCAGACAGGGAGCCACCAGCCCCAGGAGGGGAAGCAGGGCAGAGUCCAGCAGACAGUGCGACGUCUCUGUUUAGCUCCCCAGAAGUGAUCAGUGUGUGGGAAAGACUGCCUGGCCCAGACGACGCCCCUGAGGGCAAGGACGAGGCAUCCCAAGGCGAAGGCCAGCUUUUGCAUGAGCUCAAUACAGUGGAAGAUUCAUGGCCUUGGGAUGUGGUCACCAUUUCUCCUGCAGCUGAAAUGUCUUCACCGGUCCUGCGGGGAGAGUCUGAUGAGCUGCCUCCUCCCCAGAUGCAGCCAGAGUCACCAGAAGCUGUGAGCCCCAAGGGGAGUGAGGGGCCUCCCCCACUGGAGCUGGAGCCAGAGCCUGAGCCAGAACCCAAACCUGAGCAGGUGUUGGACAAGGAACUGCAGCCCAGCAGGCCACCUCCCAAGCCACCACGCCUCUUCACACCCUCAGAUUCUCAGGAGGAGGAGGAGGCGGCCACGGCAGCUGCUGCAGGGGGGCUGAGAAGCAGGGGGGCAGAGACUGGAGGAGAAGACGACCUCCCAAGCAUGCUGGUUGCUGGUCCACAGGAGGCCAAGGAGGAGGGCGAGGCCCCUGGGUCGGAGUCUGACAGCCAUUCUUCCAGAACCCUGCUGAGUGGGCCAGGCCUGGAAGACGUAGUGGAGGGUGCCAGCCCUCCUGUGUCUGGGCCCUACUUAUCCCUGCCCACUAGCUGCCCUGAGGGUCCUGCCCCCAUACCCCAUUACUCAAAGAGCUUGGCUCCUCAGAGUCAGCAGAUCCGGGAGGCUCCAGAGAAAGGAGGGAGCCCUGAGGGUCCUGAGGCCCAGACCCAAGGACCAGUGGGAGAGGGGCUUGGGCCCUUGCCCGGCAGCUCCCAACACACUGACCUCUGGGCGUCAGAGGAGGAUGCCUUGAACCCCUUUUUGUCUCAGGGGAACCAAGACCCCCCCAGUCUCCCGUCCACAUCCCCUCCAGGGUCCAGGGAAUCUUCCAUCCUCUCUGGUCCAGAAGAGCUGCCCACGCCCCCAGAGCCUGCUUUUCCACCGCCCCCUCUCCCGUCCUGGGCCGGCCACCGCCAUGGGGAGCCCAGCCCUCCAUGCUCUCCUCUGCCUGGAGCUCGGCCCCUGACUUCUUCCUCCCCACCCCCUGGGGAGCCAGCCUCCUCCCCUGGGGGCUCCCCUGCCCCACUUGGGGAGGACCACGCUGCAACCACCCCAGCCUCCCCGCUUGUGCUUCUGCCCUUGGAGACACGACCAGCUGAGGAGCCACAACCCAGUGCCAGCCCCCACCCUGUGAAGCCCCUCAGUGCUGCCGCUGUGGAGGGCAGCCCAGACAGGAAGCAGCCUCGCUCCAGUCUGAGCACAGCUCUGAGCAGUGGGCUGGAGAAGCUCAAGACCGUCACAUCGGGCAGCGUUCAGCCUGUGGCUCCAGCCCCCUACGUUGGCCAGACUGUGGACGCCAAGCAGCUGAAGGACUCGGGUGUGCUGGACCAGUCGGCCAAGUACUACCACCUGACCCACGACGAGCUCAUCGGCCUGCUCUUGCAGCGGGAGCGGGAGCUGAGCCAGCGGGACGAGCAUGUGCAGGAGCUGGAGAGCUACAUUGACCGGCUGCUGGUGCGGAUCAUGGAGACCUCACCCACACUGCUGCAGAUCCCCCCUGGCCCCCCAAAGUAGCCUUCCUCACCCCUGCCCCCGGGAGGGUCAGCGUGCACCCACUGCCCAAACAAGGGCUUGCGCUGCCCUCCUUCCCGCUGAACUCACUCUCACCUGGGCAGGCUGCUGUCUGUCCUCUGUUGUCACUCCUUGCUCCUCUUCCCUUCUGCCUCCGUGGGGCUGCUGGAAGGGGGACCCUUUGGACUCCCAUUGGAGGCAUCAGGUUCCAUGUACAACUUGUGUGUUUUGGGGAGCCCUCAGUCGUUCCCACCUGCCUAUUUCCAUAUCCCUUAGUUUUAGGGGCUCCAGGGAAUUGGAGCAAAGAAUUUAGUACUCGAGGGGGAGCAGGGGUGAGCUGCAAUUUGAUGUGGCAUCUGGGACAUACUUUAUUACCCCACAACAAUGGUCAGUCAUUUUGUCCAAGGCUAAACCCUUGUCCUCAUUUGUCUUCAGCCCCUGGAGGGCUCCUAGCAUUACUGGGGUUGGGGCUGUGGCAGGAACCAAGUUGCCCAUUUUGGAGUUAUGGGCAACAGAAGUCUCAUGUCUGUUCCCUUGAGAGCAAGGAGCCUGUAUGGUCUGGUCUCAUCUCUGCUGUGUUCUGAUUUUCGUGUGUUUCCAGCUGUUUGCAGAACGAGUGCCACGUGGAUGGAUGGGGAUGAUGUGUGUUUUCCAGGCCCCCCGCCCUGCCCUCCUCUUCUGAUCUUUCCAUUGAGUGUCAUGUGUGAAUGUAUGGAGAGCUGGGGCAAGUGUGGGGAGAGCACCUCCUCACCUGCCUCCAAGCUGUGGGCCCCUCCAGGCCUCAGGGCUUUGGGCUGCUUGUGUUUGGGGAUGAAGCCUCCAUCUUUGUUUUUGUUGCCUGUCCAGAUGCCAAAACUCUGUGCUGCGGCAGGGUUUGCACUUUUGGAAACCAAUUAAAAUGUGCCUUUUGUGGGUGGGGUCAAGAGCCUCUGGAUGCAGACCUCUCUCUCUCUGUUUGGUGUCCCCCUCCCUCCCUGUUGAGCACACGGGGCUGGAUCUGUCAGAGCCCUGGACAUGGGAGAGGAGGAUGGUGAGACUCGCUGCACCCUGUGCCCCUCCCCCAGAGUUCAGUUAAGGGUCUGGCGAAGCUGCCACUGCUCCUUUAACUUUCCUGCCACCUUCUCUUCCUCCCUCAACCUCAUUUGCGGAGGGUCCUGGGAUAAAAACUACAUUCUGGAAGUGGGAGGUCCCACUCUGCCCAUACUUAGGAAAAAAGCCUUUGUUGCUCUCCUCUCCAUCCACUGGCUGCUCUCCCAGCCUGUCCCUUCUGCCCCAUGGCCUUGCCUGGCUUGGCUGCAGUGCACUUUGAAAUGAAGUGUCUGUCUUUUGGCCCAGCCCUGGUUAGCUUGCAGAAAACAUGGCCGGCUUCCCAUGGCAUCUACAGGGAACCUUUAGUGGCUCGCGUGCCCUGAUUUGGCAAAAGUUUUGGGGUAAGGAGGCACUGAAGGAGGAUACUUUUGGCCCAGGGAGGAGGUGAGAGCUCGUCUGGAAUUACCUCUUCUUCCUGAGAGAGCCUAUGGGAUCUUUCCGACAGCCUUGGAAGGACAUGUGCUCUGUGGGUGAUGUCUUCUGCCAGGAUGAAGCAGAGGAGCCCCGACACAUGGGGGAAAGCCCCUGUAAUGUUAUCUACCUUAACGAUCACUCAUCAAAGCUGAGGAAGUGUGUCCAGGUGUCCAGAUCUUGGGUCAUGGUUUUUUUGGGGGUCAGUGGGGGUUGGGUAGGUGUCUCUUCUGGGGGAAGGGGAGCACUCCUCUACUAUGUAUUCUUCCGGGCUCUAUUCAUUACCAGCCCUGACCCUGAUCUUCCACUCAUCCUUGAUUGUGGGCCUCCAAAAUGCCCAGGGCAAGGAUGUCUUCAGAAGAGCUUUGAGUUGAAGCCCAAGGUUCUUGUUGGAUGUUUCUGCUCCUGGCCACGACUUGGAGAGUUGCAGGUGGGGUGGGCAGAGAGCAGGCACAGUUCUGCUUUGCUGUUUGUCUUCCUAGUUGUAACUCCUGUUUAUAAAGAGCUUGUUCUUCAUGUUUUGAGCACUUUAUGAAGAAUAAAAAGUUCAUAUACUG